CUCAGCACCCCUCCUUCCCCUGUGUCUGACACUGACUUCAAGGGAGGAGUUGAGCCAAUUAUCUGUGAGUCCUACAGAAGGAAAAUCUGCAAUUUGCCAGUAGUUGUGAGAGCGAGAGGGAGAAAGGCAGGGAGGGAAGAAGAAAGACUUAAUUGGCAAAUGUAAAGAAAAGCCCCUUCUGUCUUCAAAAGAGAAUAUUUUGAAGCAAAUUUCGGACCAGAAGAAAAGAAGCUCAGGGGGAAGGUGUGCCAGGCAAGACCUGGGUAAGUGUAGGUUCACCACAGACAGCUUCCAUGCCCCCACCGAUUUUUGCCCAUAGGGUCUGAGGUGGCUUAGAGGCAGGGUGGGCCAGCUGGAUGCACCCACGACCCUGCUCGACCAGGUGACGCUUCAGAGACCCCUUCCCCACAGCAGAGCCUACGAAACACAACUUGCAAGAAAAGCCGGUGGGAGUGGGAGAGAGUCUGCCUCUCCUUCUCUUGAACUGAGGCUGUGAGGAGAAGAGCUCAUCUCACCAAAGGGAAACCUAUCACUGGUCCUGAGACCCUUCUUCAGCCCUUGUCAGUCACCAGAUCCAGUACCUGCCAUCCAUGGGGGAACGUGCUGUGGAGCCCUGCGGUCCUUCCAAAUCCUGCUAAGUUCCUGGGAAAUACUGGUGAAGAACUGAGCCCAGAGCAAGCAACGUGGGAUCCACAGAGCAACAGCCUUUUACAGCAGCAGCCACCUCUGAUUAAAAUUAUCAGCUUCACCAGACUGUACCAAGACGCAGGACUGCUCCUCCAAGGAGAGAGGACCAAGCAAUGAUGAAGACUAUGUCCGGUGGAAACUGCACCCUGAAUGUGCCAGCUAAGAACUCGUACCGCAUGGUAGUGCUGGGAGCCUCCAGGGUGGGGAAAAGCUCCAUUGUCUCACGCUUUCUCAAUGGCCGGUUUGAUGAUCAGUACACUCCCACCAUCGAGGAUUUUCAUCGCAAGGUCUACAACAUUCGGGGAGACAUGUAUCAGCUGGACAUCCUGGACACCUCUGGGAAUCACCCUUUUCCUGCUAUGAGAAGGCUUUCCAUCCUGACAGGGGAUGUUUUCAUCCUGGUAUUCAGCCUGGACAACAGAGAAUCCUUUGAUGAGGUCAAGAGGCUCCAGAAACAGAUCCUUGAGGUCAAAUCCUGCCUGAAGAACAAGACCAAGGAAUCAGCUGAUCUUCCCAUGGUGAUCUGUGGCAACAAAAGUGAUCACAGUGAAAUCUUCCGCAAGGUACGUUCAGAUGAAGGCGAGAACCUUGUCUCCAGCGAUGAAAACUGCGCUUAUUUCGAAGUUUCAGCCAAGAAGAACACCAAUGUGGAUGAGAUGUUCUAUGUCCUCUUCAGCAUGGCCAAGCUACCUCAUGAGAUGAGUCCUUCCCUCCACAGGAAAAUCUCAAUCCAGUACGGUGACACUUUCCAACCGAAACCCUUCCGCAUGCGCCGAGUCAAGGACAUGGACGCUUAUGGUAUGAUCUCUCCCUUUGCUCGCCGGCCAAGCGUCAACAGUGACCUGAAGUAUAUCAAAUCGAAAGUUCUCAGGGAAGGUCAGUCCAGGGAGAGAGAGAAAUGCACGAUCCAGUGAAGAGGGCUUGCACUUCUGUCUGAAGUCAUCAUCCACAUGCAGUGCCUUAAAGAAAAACGAUCUGUGGAAGCACAGAAUGGGCUUAUGGGGUUCGAGAAAACCCAACAUGGAGAAAGGAUAACUUCCUGUGGAUUCUGCUGAGUCACGAAUGUAAAUAACAUCGUUCUUGUAAAUGACUGGGAAAAAUCACAUGCCUGAGAUACGAGUGCAUUUCUCUGUCUGUAAUGUAGCUCCUUGUCAUUCCCUGGUUUGUUUAAAGAAUACAGACCUGAGACGUAAAGACAUUUGAACUUCAUCCUUACAAAGAAAGUAGGUAAAAAAUGCACAAAAGGCAUUAACAGUUACCCAGCAUGCAGCUCUUGCUAAAAGAGAGGAGGUUAUGUAUGUGCGUGUGUGCGUAUCCCUGUGUGUCUGUAUGUGUGUGUGCAUGCAUGUGUGGAGCACUCCUUUAAAAAAAUGGGACUUGCAUUUCAAUGGGCAGCAGUCUUAAGAGAGGUUUCCCAGACUGGGAGUGGACUCUAUAUACAGAUGCAUGAUUUCUGAGAGGACCUGCAUUAAGAAGAUAUUGAUUUUGUGUUUGCUGGGACAGUUACCAUUUGAUAUGUUGGUUUGUAUCAUAGAUUUUAUUUGUUUGGUUUGUUGGGUUCUUUUGUUGUCUUGGGGUGGGUUCUUAGCAAAAUCAGAUGUCAAGUGCAUUUGACAUCAAAACAGUGUCUACUUUCUAGGAGUGAAAGGUCAUCUGUAAAACUAUAAUAUGUACAUUGAUUGACAGUGAAAUUGUUCUGCAAAAAGCCAAUACAUUUGACUGCUUUGCAAGCCUGGUGUGAUAUUGUUUCUCAAAGCCUCACUGACUUUGAAUACCGUAGUAUAAAUGCCACCCUUUGCCUUGCUAGCAGCCAGAGCAAUGGUUCCAUCCUCUGCCUGUACGAGCUGAGACUGACCAGAUUCAUAUUAGACCACUUCAGAGGCAGGACUGGGUUUUCCUUCAGAAUUAAGAACUGAACAGUUGUAGGACCAUCUCCGUUGUAUUUCUUCUGUUAACAUGCCUUUAGUAAUUUUGUUCAUGGUUUUCCCUGUUGUCUGAUAAAAGUUGCCUUGAUGGAAAACUUUGCACUCUAGAAGGCCUUCAGAACAGAAGAUCUGUGCUGGCAAUCCACACAGGGCUGAUCUAGCUGGCCAUGGCCACAUAAAUCUGGGGCUUUGCAUUCACUGCUUCCCUUUCUCAGCCCAGUCCAGGCUUCCUUGUCUUCAGCUCUCUCCCUGUUCUGCUUCUGGCUCUGUUGUUCAAUGUGCUCCUGUAUGCCCUCAAAGCCCAAUAUAUUCUCUCAGCUGUGAGCUUUCCACUCUCACUGACUGGAAUGAGGUGUGUGCACACGUAACUGUGGGCAAAGCAUCGCCCCAAAACUGCACACAACAGAAGAGUACAUAUGUUACAUAUACCUCAGAAUGACCUUCAGAUAAUCUUGUCCCUCCCUCACCCUCAAAUUCUGUUCUUGGCUGUACCUGCCUUGCUGCGUCCUGGGCAAUGCUGUGAGCUAGUUCAUGCUAUAAAUUGACAGAAAACCAAGAAUGAUGGUUGUCUGUAAAAAUUAGGCUGUGCGACUCAAAAUCCCAUAUUCAUUUAUCACCUCCACCCUUCGUUGGUACUAUAUAUUGACUGGUAAAAUACACUGUUCUUUUAUUCCAGUUGCCAGGGCAGCAUCUUUCAGAUCACACCCCCCCCCCCCCCAUCAAUAAAUAUGUACAUGGUUUAUGAUUAAACUUGUUUUAUUUA
Strigops habroptila (Kakapo) is the source of this 3375-nucleotide messenger RNA. RefSeq names its product RASD family member 2 (gene RASD2). The transcript is spliced from 3 exons. Lineage: Eukaryota; Metazoa; Chordata; Aves; Psittaciformes; Psittacidae. The coding region runs from base 801 to 1601 and encodes 266 amino acids. The record is from RefSeq and is a predicted model, not a curated record. Gene Ontology annotation, molecular function: GTP binding; GTPase activity.